This is a messenger RNA of Scylla paramamosain (green mud crab), 617 nucleotides long. RefSeq names its product pro-resilin-like. The transcript is spliced from 3 exons. Lineage: Eukaryota; Metazoa; Arthropoda; Malacostraca; Decapoda; Portunidae. Gene Ontology annotation, cellular component: extracellular matrix. The coding region runs from base 128 to 502 and encodes 124 amino acids. The record is from RefSeq and is a predicted model, not a curated record.
GUGGUCGGCGGCGGCCAAUACGAAACUACAUGUAAAAACUAGGUGAGCGACGCGCCGCUACCGGUAUAUAUUGCAGGCAGCGGACGGGAGCAUCACAGUCAGCUUCUGCAUCGACUCCACUCACACCAUGAACGCCAAGAUCGCCAUCCUCCUCGCCCUCGUGGCCGUGGCCGUCGCCGACAGUGACGAAUUCAGAGGCUACCGCGCCCCCAGCUCCGAGGAGUCCUACGAGUCCUCCGAGGCCCAGUACAACUUCCAGUGGGCUGUGGACCACGACCCCUCCAGCAACGAGUACGGCCACCAGGAGGCCCGCGACGGUGACAACACCAAGGGCUCCUACUACGUGGAGCUUCCCGACGGUCGCGUCCAGAACGUUGCUUACUACGUCAACGGUGACUCUGGCUACAUCGCUGACGUCACCUACACCGGCUCCGCUGAGUCCUUCGAGUCCGACGAGUCCAACGAGUCCUUCCGUUACUACGGAUCCAACGAGUCCAAGUAAAUGAUCGGCUGUCUUCCUUUGCUCCUGCACCGACAUGACGUGUUCAAAUUCUCGGCGUGACCCGUGAAGGUCGUGCAUGUAUUUAUUUCUCUAUUUAUUAAACACUCUUCUCGCA